Messenger RNA from Marmota flaviventris (yellow-bellied marmot), 1687 nucleotides. RefSeq names its product histone H1.3. The record is from RefSeq and is a predicted model, not a curated record. Gene Ontology annotation, cellular component: nucleosome. Lineage: Eukaryota; Metazoa; Chordata; Mammalia; Rodentia; Sciuridae. Gene Ontology annotation, biological process: nucleosome assembly. Gene Ontology annotation, molecular function: DNA binding; structural constituent of chromatin.
CGCCCAGCACUCGCCGUUCUGACAGUUUGAGCUUACUUUUAGCUUUUUCUGGCAAGACUAGAAACAUGUCCGAGACCGCUCCCGUGCCUCCCGCAGCACCCGCACCUGCGGAGAAGACACCUGUGAAGAAGAAGGCAAAAAAGGCUGGUGCCGCUGCUGGGAAGCGCAAGGCCUCCGGGCCCCCGGUGUCCGAGCUCAUCACCAAGGCCGUGGCCGCCUCCAAGGAGCGCAGCGGCGUGUCCCUGGCCGCGCUCAAGAAGGCGCUGGCGGCCGCUGGCUACGACGUGGAGAAGAACAACAGCCGCAUCAAGCUGGGCCUCAAGAGCCUGGUGAGCAAGGGCACCCUGGUGCAGACCAAGGGCACCGGCGCCUCCGGCUCCUUCAAGCUCAACAAGAAGGCGGCCUCCGGGGAAGCCAAGCCUAAAACAAAAAAGGCGGGAGCCGCCAAGGCUAAGAAGCCAGCCGGCGCGGCCAAGAAGCCCAAGAAAGCGCCGAGCGCCGCCACCCCCAAGAAGACCGCCAAGAAGACCCCAAAGAAGGCGAAGAAGCCCACCACUCCUGCAGGUGCCAAGAAGGUGGCCAAGAGCCCCAAAAAGGUGAAAGCUGCUAAGCCAAAGAAGGCUGCGAAGAGUCCGUCUAAGGCCAAGGCCCCAAAGCCCAAGGCAGCUAAACCUAAGGCGGCUAAGCCCAAGGUUUCCAAGGCCAAGAAGGCGGCCCCCAGGAAGAAGUAAGAUUGGAGCGGGACGUCCUGCUUUUAAAAUCUCAACGGCUCUUUUCAGAGCCACCCACAGAUCUCACUAAAAAGAGCUGAGCUGGUCUGGACAUACAUAAGAACGUGUUCUUAGUUUUGGCCCUAACAUUUUAAGUUUAGAAUUUGAACUCCCGCCUUGUCAUGUGAUUGGCCAUUUUAAUGCGCAUGGCGCCACCGCUGCGCGCAUGGUUAGACUUACUAAUGCAGCCCAGUCCAAUGCAGCCGGUUGGCCUAAGAAGGGCUUUUGUGUUGCGUUUUCUACUUGCUGGCCUAUGCUUUUGGCUGACUCGAUUCAUGCGAUAUUAACUUUCUAAGAGGUAUCCGAGUCAGAUUACCAACCCCUGCUGCCAAGUGAACUGGCGAGCGGUAGUGUGUGGUUCCCGCAAUAUUGCAAGUGUAAUCCGGGUACGAGGAAUGCUAACCCUGGGCUCUGUUUUUGUUUCCCCCACCCAGGAUUAUUACCAAAGCAACUGUCAAGACAAUGGGGGGAAAAAGUAGUCUGGCAGUUUCGUUGAAGUUGGUUUCCUUUUUGUCUGCUGGGCUGUUUAGAUUUAUCCAAUCAGGACGUGCCUUUUGGCAUGCCUGGGCGUGCAAUUGGAAGUGCACCAAUGACAUCUAGAAUAUACUUCAUGUUAACUAGGGGUCUGUGGAAGAUCAGGUUUGUUAGUGGAAAAUGAAAUUCUUUUAGAAGAUUGCUUAUUGUUGUCAUACUAUCAUAGCAUUAAUUAUUGCAGCCAUCAUGCCAAAGUUUAGUGUAAAUAGUAAAGAGCAUCUUUUGCAGUUUAGAGUCUAAUUUUGGUUUUCUCAUUGCUGAGAAUCUAGGAAGCCAGUGUUGGUUUAUUCAGUUAGUAAACACGGAAUGGUGGAGCAACACAACAAAAAGCUUUGAGAAGGUGGAAAUGCUACUGUGUUCUUCACACAUCAAGUUUUUUUUUU